AUGCGUUUUAAGUCGAAGGAGAUAGAAAGAGGGGAUGAUUUUAACACUCACUUAGUAACAUCCAAGAUUGGUUUUACUCAAAGGUUCACGGUAAAGAUUAAGCCGGUUACACAUGAGGGAUACUGCGAGUGUCAGUAUUUUGAAUUUAAGGGACUACCUUGCAAACAUGUGCUCAAAGUUCUGAUGAAGCUGGAGGUAGAUGAAAUACCACCUCAUUUCAUUCUAAAAAGGUGGUUGAAAGGUGACAAUUCAUUUAGGAUAAUAAAUGAAACUUCACUCUCUCAAAAUUAUGAGAAUUCUGAAAUAUUUAGACUUAGCCAUCUUUGUCGAAGAUCAACUCAGUUGUCAUGUUUGGCUUCAAAGUCAGAUGAACUCUAUAAAAUGGCAAUUGCUGGCAUUGAAAAUAUUUUUGCGCAGAUCGUAGAUGAACAUAAUAAGUCAGUAGAAGAUCGUAAAACGACUUCAACUUCAAGCUCUAAAAUCCAAGAAGCUACUGAAAUUGAAACAAUAGGUCAACCUAUUGUCGGGGAUCCACAUAUAUCUCAAGUGAAAGGUAGACCUAGAGAUAAAAAAAAGAAAAGUCAGUAG
Molecule: messenger RNA, 588 nt
Organism: Papaver somniferum (opium poppy)
Lineage: Eukaryota; Viridiplantae; Streptophyta; Magnoliopsida; Ranunculales; Papaveraceae
Product: protein FAR1-RELATED SEQUENCE 2-like
Exons: 1
Coding region: 1-588 (195 amino acids)
Molecular function (GO): zinc ion binding
Source: RefSeq, a predicted model, not a curated record